AUGCAGAGUGUGACUGAGGAGGACAUAACGACGGCGAUGCGCGGAAAUCUAUCUCAUGCGUCAAGUGUUUCGGAACAAGAGGAUGGCGGACACACUUCACAAACAAACGGGUCUACCCUCUCUUCUUCAACGGCAGAGCUCAGCGAGCAUUCGCAGUCCAGUACCAGCGAACUCAGCCGCACAUGGGUGCACUUCGCCAAGACCUUCGUUAUCAUCUUCCCUAUAUACGUUCUGGGAUACUUUGAGUUUAGCUUUAGUUGGCUUUUGAUCGCACUCACGAUAUUUUUCUUUUGGAGGAGAAACACGAGGUGUAAGAAUACGAGACUAAACAGGGCGUUCUCCUUUUUUGAGCAAAAGGAUACUGUUAAACAAGCGCUGGAAGCAACUGAUUUACCAUCAUGGAUUCAUUACCCCGAUGUGGAGAGAGUUGAGUGGCUAAAUAAGACGGUGAAACAGAUGUGGCCUUAUGUGUGUCAGUUUGUGGAGAAGGUGUUUAAAGAAACUAUCGAGCCAGCCAUCAAAGAAGUCAGUUCCCAUCUCAGCACGUUUAGCUUCAGCAACAUUGAUCUCGGAGAUAAGCCACUCAGGAUCAAUGGGGUCAAAGUUUACACCGAUAACGUUGACAAACGACAGAUCAUCAUGGACCUCCAGAUCAGCUAUGUUGGAAAUACUGAAAUCGAUGUGGAUGUCAAAAGGUACUACUGUAGAGCAGGGAUCAAAAGUAUACAGCUGCAUGGAGUGCUGCGGGUGAUUCUUGAGCCACUUCUGGGGAACAUGCCAUUUGUUGGUGCUCUCUCUCUCUUCUUCCUCAAGAAACCACUAUUAGACAUAAACUGGACAGGCCUCACAAACAUAUUGGACAUUCCUGGUCUUAAUGGCUUCUCCGACCACAUGAUUCAGGAUAUUAUCUGCAGUUACAUGGUGCUGCCAAACAGAAUCACUGUACCACUGAUAGGUGAGGUCAAACUGGAACAGCUCCGCUUUCCCAUGCCAAAGGGUGUUCUAAGGAUUAAUUUCCUCGAAGCACAAAAUCUAGAAGCUAAGGACACGUAUUUAGGAGGUCUAAUAAGACGUAAAUCUGAUCCAUAUGGCAGGCUGCUGGUCUGCAACCAGAACUUCAGAAGCAAGACCAUCAAAGCAUGUCUGGAACCCAAAUGGAACGAGGUGUAUGAGGCACUAGUUUAUGAACAUUCAGGACAAUAUCUGGAAAUUGAGCUUUUUGAUGCAGACCCGGAUAAAGAUGACUUCUUGGGCAGCCUAAUGAUCAACUUGAGUGAGCUUUAUGAGGAACAGAAGGUUGAUAAGUGGUUUGACUUGGAAGAGGUUGCUACAGGCAAGCUUCAUCUGAGAUUAGAGUGGCUGUCAUUGUAUCCAAGUGCUGAGAAACUAGAUCAAGUUAUGAGGACCAUAAGGAAGAAUGACAAUCUCUCCUCAGCUCUUUUAGUUGUUUACCUGGACUCUGCCAGGAAUUUGCCAAGGGUCUUUGAGGGCAGCUUUGGCUGUGGAAACCUGAACGAGAGGAGGGCAUCGGGUCUGGUCUUUUGUGAGAACUCUGAAACUCUCUGUACAACUUUACUUUCUGGGAAGAAAGUGAGCAUAGAUCCAAACCCAUUUGUCAAACUGACUGUUGGACAAACGACACACAAAAGCAAGGUGAAAUAUAAAACAAGUGACCCACUGUGGGAUGAUGCUUUUUCCUUCCUCAUCAACGACCCCCUCACUCAGAAACUGGAAGUAGAGGUGAGGGACAGUAAGCUAAAGUGCACCCUGGGUAGCGUGGUGGUACCACUUGCCUCUCUGCUGCAGGAGGUGGACAUGACGCUGAAUCAGCAUUUCCCCCUGCAGAGCUCUGGCCCCAGGAGCACCCUCAAACUGAAAAUGGCUCUCAGGGUUCUCUCUUUGGAGAAGGAGGUAACAUCUAGUCAACCAUCCUCCGCCCGAGUCCGAAAAACUAGCAGUUCACAUCCUCCGGCAGCCAGCACUACCACCAGCGACUCCACACCCACAGUCAUCCAGCCCCCUCCACCCGACACAGCUCAGGGGAAACAGGGAUCAGACGGCUCCCCUGUCCGCCUGGUGGAGGCACGUCACAGCUUUUCCAGUCUGGGGAUAAGCAGCUCUCACAGAGACUCGACGCACAGUCUGGCCUCUGACAUUUCAUUGCCCUGUGCCACACAGGAAUUACAGCAGAGAUUACAGAAACUGCAAAACGGUUCUGGGGUGAGUCAGUAUCCACUAGGUGAAGUUCAGCUUACUGUCAGACACAGCUUACAAAGGAACAAGCUCAUUGUAGUGGUUCAUGCCUGCCGAAACCUCAUAGCACUGACCAAAGAUGGCUCGGAUCCAUACAUCCGCCUGUACCUGUUACCAGACAAGAGGCGGAGUGGCCGCAGAAAAACCAGCACGUUGAAGAAGACGCUCAACCCUGUUUAUGACCAAUCAUUUGAGUUUAGCGUGUCUAUAGUGGAACUGCACAGGAGAACUCUGGAUGUCGCUGUAAAGAACGGAGGUGGACUUCUGUCUAAACCCAAAGUACUGUUGGGCAAGGCCCUUGUGGAUUUGGGAAAGGAAGACAUUUCUAAGGGAUGGACUCUAUGGUAUAAUCUGACCGAGGAUGGAUCAAAGAAAACAAUUUAGAUGUAAUGGUCCAUAUUUUAGAGCAGGGGAAAAAAACAUUGAAACUGUGGAUAACUGGGACACCAGUAUGUCUGCACGAGAAGAUCUAAAGCUGUGGAGAAGCAUUCAGUUAGCAGAAGAGCUGUGUUUAGCUAACUAAACCAGGCUACAUCUACUGGGAUACAUUGGCCUAAAAAAUGUGUUUCUUAUUCUCAUCAAAGCUUCAAAUUGCCACAUAAAGCCUAAACCUCACUUCUCGGUGUACCCUCAUUUUCCCCACAGACUCAAAAAACAAAUCAAAUCCUUUUUUUAACCAUCUAUUCACUGCACAUAUAACAUGUUGUUUCACCUUUACACUUUAACCAGAGAAUUGACUCUUGCGUAACUAUAAAGCAACAGAAUCCUUUGACUGACACCUCCUUGUCGGAAUACAUUUUUAAAUACAUAUUACAAAAAUCACAGUGUUAUGUUAUAGAAGGCUGACUUUUUCAUGUUGUUGGAAAGUCAGAUAUGUUCUUGUAGCAUUUUUGUAGGCAGAAGAUUCCAUACAACAUGGCCAAAGAGGUGGUUUUGGGUCGCAUUUGCAAAUGUGGGUUGCAAAUGAAACCCUUCACAUGUAUGUAUAUGCGAUCACUUUUCCCUAGGUUUUAUGCUGCUGUGAUUUUGAUCUUUACCUUGACCAUACCAAAUCAAGGUACCUCUGUUUUUUUAUCACCUAUGCUAAUGGCAAAUUCUUGUUUUCUCUUCAUAAAAGAAUCCAUUGCUUAUACUUUAUUUUAAAAGUAUUUCACAUGUUUCCUAUUGCACAGCACACAAAUGCCUUUACAAGCUAAAUGUUUGAAACACAUUGUGUUUGCAAGAGUUUUAUCAGAUUGUAUUAGAGCAAGGAAGCAAACAAUGUGGAGCGUGAACUGUAUGUGUUAUUAGUCUAUUCGCGAAGUGUUUUGUUUAUGAUUGUUUAAAGACUGUGAAAAGGCUGUUGAUGUGAUUUUCAGCCUUAUUUUUCUCUAUGCAUUGCGCAUGAUAUUACAGAAAUAUGAAAUUUGACUUGAAACUCGUCAGUUUCGACCCUCCGAGUAUAAUUUUCUCAGUAUCGGAUCAUAUCAGAGACACUUUUAGAAAUGUGCAUGAGGAACUUCUGUCUCCAGGGUGUUUUCAGAUGUGUCAAUCUUUUUAUGCUGUUAAGGUCCAUUGUACUAUUUUAAUGCAAAACUGAAUGUUUUAUUAUUAAUAAUUAAAUAAUUAUAUUUAAUAUAUGACAAUUAUCAAUUAUUUAACUUAAUACUGUUAUGUUUUUAUUAUAUGCUUUAUAACAGGUUGUUUGUUGAAGUUUUAAAGCAACCUAAUAAAAUAUAAUGCAUAAGAA
Triplophysa dalaica is the source of this 3982-nucleotide messenger RNA. RefSeq names its product extended synaptotagmin-like protein 2b (gene esyt2b). Bases 1 to 2637 code for a protein of 878 amino acids. The transcript is spliced from 23 exons. Gene Ontology annotation, molecular function: lipid binding. The record is from RefSeq and is a predicted model, not a curated record. Gene Ontology annotation, biological process: lipid transport. NCBI's taxonomy places the organism in Eukaryota, Metazoa, Chordata, Actinopteri, Cypriniformes, Nemacheilidae.